AUGGAUCUACUCGACUCAAUCCUCAAUUCCAUGCAAAAGCCUCCAUCGGCUAGCGAAGCCCAGAAAACUGCCAUGCGCAAACAAAAAGAGGCAAUGGAAAACAGACAGAAAGAGGAACGGAAUAUGAUAAACAGAUUCAGAAAACGUGUCGAAGAGAAAAUAAGCAAUUUCAUAAAAGACGGUAAAAAACCACAUCUACAAUUUGAACCUAUGGAACAGAUGUAUAGGUCUAUUAUCAGAGAUGUAUCAGAAAUCGCUGGUUUACAAGUCUUCUCGUUUGGCCAAGAAGGUAUAGACCGGUAUUCUGUGGUGUACUUCAAAGAUAAUGGCCCUUCUGAAGAUGAACUGACAGUACGUAGAGCCGGUGGAGUGUGGAGUGAAGACAAAGCAGCUGAAAUGGCUUUAGCACAUUUUGAAAAACAGAAGCAAGCAGCUCUAGAUUUAGAAGAAGAGAAAAAUAGGAAACGGAAGCGUGGUCAGGAGGAAUUGAGUGGUACAUUCUAUAAACAGAAGUAUGCUCACUUGAUUGGUCAAGAGGCUGCUAUCGAUGCUGCCCAAAAAACGAAUGUUAACAAGAGUUAUGGAGAAGUUCCUAGUGAGAAUAAGAAAGAUCAACGGUCUAUCGAACAGACUAUGGCUGAUAUAAAAGCGAAGAAAUUGAAGAAAGCGGAGACUGAGAAAAGGGAUGCGGAUAGCAGUGAACAAAUUUAG
Molecule: messenger RNA, 711 nt
Organism: Spodoptera littoralis (African cotton leafworm)
Lineage: Eukaryota; Metazoa; Arthropoda; Insecta; Lepidoptera; Noctuidae
Source: the annotation of a GenBank genome assembly